Molecule: messenger RNA, 6163 nt
Organism: Mycena citricolor
Lineage: Eukaryota; Fungi; Basidiomycota; Agaricomycetes; Agaricales; Mycenaceae
Source: the annotation of a GenBank genome assembly
GAUUGGGGUUGCUUGCAUCGUCAUUGAGCAAAGAGUCUAGCAGAAGGGGCGAGCCUGCAACGAGAGAAAGAAACGAGAAAAGAGCGAAAGAAGGAAGGAGUAGGCUGCAUGAUCGCAUCUUGCUAGGCGAGAACGGGGAGGAGGGUAAGAAGGGAGGUGGUGUAGGGGAGGAGUGAGAACAAAUGUAAUCGAAUUCGCUUGCAGGUUUUAUAGUAUCGUCGAUAGCCCCUGAGUCGAACAGCGACAAUGGGAGCUGUGCCACAGGCUUGUGGCGGAUCCUGCCAUGCUUGCACUUGACAACAAGUGUGUGAUGUGUCACAUCAUGUGCAUGUUCCCAUACGCGUACCCGGAUCACGCCGACAUUAUUGCUUGACCGUAAACAUCUCACUCGCUGCUUGAUCUAUCUAUCGACCUUGUGUCACAGACCUUAACAUGCCUCCCAGAAUAUCUCAACCAUCUGGAUCCCAAACGAAGGCCACGAACAAGGCAACCAAGAGCUCAUUGAAGGCCAGUACAAUCAAGCUCAGUUCCACUCCGUCGGGGAGCAGUGUCCGCCUCGACCCGUUCAAAACAUUCUCGCACCCUCAGUCGGCCUCUCAAAAUGUCUCUCGAACGGACCGGACAGGAAAGAGUAAGGGGAAAGAGAAAGCGGAAGCAGUCGACGUGUCGCAGCCCGAUACCGAUCAACUGUGGGUGGACAUCUACGAACCGCAGAGUGAGGCCGAGCUCGCCGUACAUCCCAAAAAAGUCGAAGAAGUACGUCGGUGGCUGGAUGAGGCCUUUGCUGGUGGACUAUCAGGGAAGCUGAGCAAGUAUCGGCGGGUUCUGGCUUUGACUGGGCCUGCGGGGACUGCUAAGACCUCCACGAUACGAGUGCUAGCGAGGCAGUUUGAUUGUGAGAUAUUGGAAUGGCGGAAUGCGAUGAGUCCUCUGGUCACUGGAGAAGAUCCUUCUUACUCGAAUGCUGAUCACGAAAGCACUUUCUCUAAGUUCGAGAGUUUUCUUCUUCGUGCCUCGUCAUGUCAAAGCAUCUUCGACCACUCGUCCAAUAUUCCCAAACGCAAAAGACAAAUAAUACUUCUCGAAGAUCUGCCUAAUAUUCUUCACGCCGAAAUUCAGGCUAAAUUUCACUCUGUUCUGCACUCUGUAGUAUCAGCGGCGGUUGCGAAUCCCGCACCCAUCGUCCUCGUCGUGAGCGACGUGGGGCCUAGAGGAGAGGCUUCCGAUGAGCGGUUGGCUGCGGGUCUGUGGUCGAGAAAUCAGGAGGGGGUUAUGAACAUCCGGACCAUUCUUCCGAGGGAGCUUCUGAAUGGGCCAUACGUGACUCAAAUCAACUUCAACCCCAUAGCUAUGACGUUGAUGAAGAGAGCGCUUCAAACACUGGUCCAAACGCAUUUCUCUAUGCGGCAUUCUGGAACACCCCCAAGCAAGGAAAUGAUCGACCUGGUUGUGGAGACUUCGAGUGGUGACAUCCGCAGUGCGAUUAUGGCUUUGCAGUUCUCUUGCGUUAUUGCGAUGCCGCGGAAGAAUGGGGCCAGGACGAGCACUAAGCAACUUCUACAGGCAAUCACCAGAAGAGAACAAGGCCUAGAACUCUUCCAUUUCAUCGGCAGGGUGAUGUACAAUAAACGUAAAGGAGACCCGCCGAAUCCGAGUGCAACGGCCAAGGACAUCAAGCGAGACAGAGAACUGGACGCUGUACUUCGAGACCCUCCCAAAAUACAUCCGUGGCAAGGUGAACAUGAGCGGAGGACAAGUCGUGUCAAUGUUGAUGCAAGUUCUGUCCCCGAUGUACGGCAUUCGUCAUUUGAUAUGUUUCAGGAUCUGUAUGCGGACUCUCCGAUCGACUCCUCCCUGUUUUCUCUAUAUAUCCAUCAGAACUACGGCCAGUUCUGCAAUGAAGUAGAGCAGUGUUUCGGUAUAGCCGACACGCUCUCUUGGGUCGAUUCAAGUGGUGGUGAAGCCUGGUAUCAAGCAAAUCCCCAUCAGUUCCACCUUCUUUCUCUGGGAACAUUGCACUCGCUGCCGACACCUGUCUCGCGGCGAGGCCAGAAGUUAUUCAAGCCCGAGUUUUUCGACUUUCUGUCAAAAGAGAAGGCAGCUUGGGAUAGUGUUCGAGACGUCCGCAGCUGGAUUGGGCAGGACGCACCACACAAGGAAGGAGGGGAACCCGCCAGUUGGAGCCGGACCGAGGUCGCUGUUCAACUCGGUACAGUGCUGAAAAAUCGGGACAAAUUCAAUUCGAAUAUGAAAGGCCCUGCGUCUCAUCGUCUGUUCUCUACGUUCUCUUUCGGAGACGACAAAUUGAGAGCAAAACCUCUUGGAGAGGGCGAUGAAUUAGAUAGUGAAGAUGCGCUACUUCUAGAGGACGAAGCUGGUACACGGGGUGGAUGGGAUGCAGAAGAGGACGUGUUCGAUGGGGGUUGGCUCAAGGACGAUGAAAUCCAAGACUUUUACCAUCAAAGCGUCUCUGCCUGGCUCACUUCACGAAGUUCAGACGCAUAUAACUCGACGAGGAUUCCACCGCCGAAGCACGUCAGCAUGAGCUCAAGUAACGUCCCGAUAAUCUCACCCGACAUCUGGGCGUCUCUCAUCGUCAUCGAGGGAGACGAAGACCAGACCCCAGCUGCACCACCCACAACUACGGUCGUCCCGCGCACAUAUCCCACUCCCACAGCAUCAACGUUCCAGCCCUACACGCCGCAAUUCUCGAGCUUCCAACAAUCUUCGUUCCAAUAUCAUCCGUCGACGUCUACAAACACACAGUCUUCCAUAGCUCGUCAGGCCAUCACGAACAAUGCCGCCCAACAACAAGGCAAUACCGGAGCUCUCGACACUUCAGACGUAGCAACCUUGAAUGAUGCUCUGGGAAGUGCGGGCGUGGACCUUCGGGCGGAAGAAGAAAGUCUAAUGCGUUCGCACGAACAAGUUCCAUCGUUCCGCCCAUUCGAAGACCGAUCUCGAAAGCAGCCCUCCAAACCGAAUUUCGAUACUGUGAAUUUGUCUGCUACGAUGCGGACGAUAGCUACGCAGCACAAAGUCACCGCUGCUAUUCCCGCAGAUACGGUCAACUACCUUGCUCUAGCCCUCCGUGCACGGCUGCAAGAUCUCGUGACGGCCAUGAUCCACGCGGCACACCACAGACUGGAGACCCAGUUUGAUCGCCCCUCUUCAGUUUUUGAGGAUGGGAGAGCUGCCUGGGGUAUACUGGUGCGCUCGGAUAUCGAGAAACAACUGGCUGCGUUGGAAAAAGUUGAGCGGGAGGAAGAGAUGCUGGCCAGAGAAGAACGUGCUACAAGAGGGUCCGGAAACGACAUGGUUGUUGACGGCGUCGAGUCGACCGAGUCCAGGAGUGGUGAGACGGCGAAGGAGAAACCAACCCGGCCAAGGGAUUUAGACACGACCAACGCUGCCGCUAACCGGGCGGCUGGCUUGAUUGGCAAAUAUGCGUGGCUCACAGCCGCUCACCGUCCGAAGACCGGCGCGGGUGGAGUCAUGGUCCCAGGUCCUGAGCCGCCCUUCGAAGAAGGCAUGGUCUAUUCAGCUAUGCGGCCCGAUCGACCAGCUCCAACGGAUGAGGGUAUUCGCGUCAAUUUUCGCGAUGCUAUGUUUGUAUUAGAGAAGGAACGAGGUCAUGGCGGAGGAAGAGGAGCUGCUCGAGGGUGGACAUGACAUGUAUCAUCGAGCCAAUGUACUUGCUUAUUGGUGUAUACAUAAGUACCCACGUAGUGGCAGUGCUGAUAUUGUGCCUUCCAUCCUCGUUCUCAGAGCAAUCUAAGUAUAACGGCUGUAAUGACACUGCCUUCGCUGGAAACGUUUGCCAAGGGCACCUUCGCUACUGCGGCCACGCUGUUCACGAUCGGCGCUGGGCUCUUGUACUAUGGUCAAAACUAUCUCAUCUACCCGUCUGCGUUUCCACCGGGCUCACGCACAGAGGUCGCGCUUCCGUCAUCCUUCGGGCUGUCAUUCGAAGAUCUGGAGCUCACAACGCCCGAUGGAGUGACACUGAGGUGCUUCUUGAUGCUGCAGAGCAGAGGGUUGGGAGAGAAACACGCUGCAGGGCAGCCGGUGGAAGGGGAGGUUGGGAUGUCAGAGGAUGAGUUCAUCUCCAGCAGGCCGACGGUGGUCAUGUUUCACGGGAAUGCAGGGAACAUCGGACACCGCAUCCCUCUCGCGCGAGUGUUCGUGCUGCGAAUGAGAUGUAAUGUGCUCAUGGUCUCGUACCGAGGGUACGGACUGUCAGAAGGAUCUCCGUCUGAGAAAGGACUGCGGUCGGAUUCUCAGACUGUGCUGGAUUAUCUUCUCUCUGAUCCGUGUCUGUCGAAAACACCAAUCGUACUCUAUGGCCAGUCAAUAGGUGGUGCCGUAUCUAUUGACCUCGCCAGCCGAAAUCCAGACAAGAUCGGGGUCUUGAUCCUCGAAAACACAUUCACCUCUCUCCCCAACCUUGUGCCUCAAGUUCUACCACUUCUGGGGCCGUUGACGAUUCUCUGCCACCAGAAAUGGGAGUCAAUAGACAAGCUGUCUCGGAUUCCAGUGACAACGCCGGUGUUGAUGCUCAGUGGGCUGGCGGACGAGCUGAUUCCCAAAGAGCACAUGCGUGCCCUAUGGGAGAGGCUUUCCAGCAGAGGCGAAUCCAACGCGAAGCGAGACGGGCCCGAGAGAACUAAAUAUGUCGAGUUCGAAAAAGGCAUGCACAACGAUACAUGUGUGCAGCCGGGCUAUUGGACAGCAGUGGCCGAUUUCAUUGCGGCACUUGGAGAUCAGCCCGAAUUCGAGGCAAAGUUGUAAACACUCCGGGGAGGAUAAGCUGUCGUUCGAUUACAAUAUAGUACAUUCCAAAGGUGAGCAACCUUCGGCGCUUCUGACGCAAUUCGGAAAUUCUCUUCUCUCCUAUGAAAAUGCAACUAAACCUCAUCCUCAUUGCUGCUUGGUCAGGGCUUUGAGAUCCUCUUGCGUCAUGUGAUGUCCCCACCGCACAGAGCGAUUCACACCAUUGUUCCAUGCGGUUACCCGAAUCAUUGCAAGCAUGGAUACUGUUGAGGUAUAUGUUCCAACAAAUCCAGCAGCUCCAGAGCCCAAGACGGCGUCAAUAAAGACAGGGUACCUGGAAUUGCCUUGUGAGCAGCUUACCCAGGAGAAGCCAACGCACCAGGGUCCAUGCUGAGUCAGUAUCGCACUAUGAUCCAAAGUCUUCCAUCCUCGUUCGUAAACUGUCUCCCACCAGCUAGGGUCCUCUUCGUCAGAUGUAACGAACACAUGGUCAACUUUGAUUCCUUUCAUCGCCAGCAGCUCUUCCUUGACUGCUUCGACUUGGAUCUCGUACAACAACAACGGGGCGAGGCAAAUACUCGGGUCCAAAUCGAGGCAUUGCUCUCUGAAGUCUCCCCGUCUGAUAUGGACGACGACAUACUGAAGUCGGAACGAGUCAAGUCGGUGGCCGUAGUUGAAGGCACCUGCUCACCGGAGGAACCGUGCGUCAGCUUCAACUCCCAGCGCUUGUCUGAUGAAAUCGUUGGCGAUCGUCUGGAUCCGUUCAUGCCAGCGCAUAUGCUGUCCGACGAAGCGCCAAACGGUCAAGAUGUACUUAGAAACUCACCUCGUGCGCACAAACGAACAAAAGAUUGUCGAAACAUAACAGCUGCUGAUCUGCGGGCAAAGACUUCUGCCCGACGAGGGAUACUUCGGGUAUCAGUCCGUUCGGUUGCGUGUCAGAGAAACCGAGGGUGGCUAGUGACCAAAACUUGGUCUGGGGAUCGCUUGGAUUGUCAGGAUAAGCUUUAGUCCAUUUGGGCGGGGUGGUGUACGAGAUGUCUGCGCAAUGACCCUGUCGUUGAACAAUACGGAACGAUAAGGAGCAAGCUGCACGGGUGCGAACACACCAAGGUUCAGAUUAGCAGGAGGAACGCUGAGUACCAUCACUUCGCUCGACAGUUUUUCAAGGUUCCAGCAUCCUAGGGGCUCCAUAGUCUCGCUGUACGGAUCCUAUGUCUAUCGUCGGUCUCGCGACGGACGCGGAUGCAAUUGAUGAACGCACUUUGACCUCGUGCCACUCCAGAAUCUUUGUCUUCAUCAUCUUCUCCAAGUGGGGCAAAUCAAAGACUUCACUGAACUCGACAUAUUCUUCGCUUUUUACAUGCGAGCUGGUGAAGGGCGAAAAGGC